AUGCCCCAGAGUUUAUACUUGAAGUGGCCGGAACUGGACAGGCGCUUAGAUUUAGCUCCAAAUGGAGACCCAGCUGUGGAUCCUCCCUGCCCCCUUCUCUUCCUCUUUCCCUAUUCCUUCACCGGGCAUGGGAGCUGCAACAACAGAAAAAAAAGUGAAGAGGAUAAAGCGCAGCUCGAACAGCAAAAGAAAAGUGAAGUGCAUAAGGAUUCGGAAAAUCAGUCACUAAGGGUGGAUAUUCAAUACCUGAAAACGGAACUAGAAAAACAGAAGCUGGAUGGCGUCAAUAAGGAAUCUGAUAUCCAGCAGCUUAGAGCAGAUCUUCAAGCUCUAAGAGCAGAGCUGGAAAUACAAAAGAAAAACCAAGUGGACAAUCAAUCUCGAGCGGUCAUCGAAGGACAAAGAAAGUUGUUGGACGGAGAUGUAAAGCCACAUAAUUGCACCGUGGCCAAGUCCAAUGGGAUCCACAAAAUACUCAUUCCCAACUUAACUACUCAACCUGUUGAAGUUGUCUGCGAUGCGUGUACUCGGGGAGGGGGAUGGACGAUCAUCCUGAGGAGAUUGGAUGGAAGUGUCAACUUCUAUCGCAACUGGACCGAUUACAAAAAUGGAUUUGGAGAUCUGGAGGGAGAAUUCUUUUUAGGCUUGGAUAAAAUACACGCACUUACUGAAGAGAGAAGACAUGAGCUACUUGUGGUUCUUGAAGAUUUCGAAGGAGAUGAAAGAUAUGAGUUGUAUAACGACUUUGCAAUCGGCAACGAAAAUCGUCGAUAUGUCUUACACACUCUGGGAGACGCCAGUGGAACAGCUGGCGAUUCAUUCAGUGGUAAUCGUGGCAGCAAAUUUAACACUUUUGACGAUGAAAGCUUAUCAAGUUGCCCCAAAAGUUACUCUGGUGCCUGGUGGUACGCUGCUAAUUGUGGUUACAGCAACUUGGCCGGCACAUAUAAAGACAACGAAUCUGGCAAGGGCGUCAAUUGGCACAAGUUCCGUGGUUUCCAGUACUCCCUUAAACGAGCCCUUAUGAUGAUACGGCCGCUAAAAUAAAUACUGAUCCUCUAAUAUAUUUUAUCAUAAUCUGUUUUAGGAACUUACUUUGUUCGAUCUAUUAAUCUUUUGUAAAAUAUGUAUAUUUGUCGAGAAUUUAAAUAAAAGCAAUAGCCAUAUUAUGUCAUUAUAA
Drosophila innubila is the source of this 1180-nucleotide messenger RNA. Its product is annotated as microfibril-associated glycoprotein 4-like. Lineage: Eukaryota; Metazoa; Arthropoda; Insecta; Diptera; Drosophilidae. The record is from RefSeq and is a predicted model, not a curated record. Bases 1 to 1047 code for a protein of 348 amino acids. The transcript has 3 exons.